This is a messenger RNA of Acanthisitta chloris (rifleman), 693 nucleotides long. RefSeq names its product MAP kinase-interacting serine/threonine-protein kinase 2-like. Lineage: Eukaryota; Metazoa; Chordata; Aves; Passeriformes; Acanthisittidae. Gene Ontology annotation, cellular component: nucleus; cytoplasm. Gene Ontology annotation, molecular function: ATP binding; calmodulin binding; calcium-dependent protein serine/threonine kinase activity. The transcript has 8 exons. The record is from RefSeq and is a predicted model, not a curated record. The annotation marks the transcript as partial. Gene Ontology annotation, biological process: protein autophosphorylation; intracellular signal transduction; peptidyl-serine phosphorylation.
GGACAAAACCCCUUUGACCUGGAGUUCAACCAGUCCAACCACCUGGAGCCCGUCUUCAACUUUGAGUGCCCACCCCGUCCUGACAUGCCUUCAAGUCAACCUAUUGACAUCCCCGAUGCCAAGAAAAGGAACAAGAAGAAGAAGCGCUGCAGAGCCACCGACAGCUUUUCUGGCAGGUUCGAAGAUGUUUACCAGCUGCAGGAGGAGGUGCUGGGAGAAGGGGCCCACGCCAGAGUCCAGUCCUGCGUGAACCUCAUCACCAACAAGGAGUAUGCAGUGAAGAUCAUAGAGAAGCGCCUGGGACACAUCCGGAGCAGAGUUUUCCGGGAGGUGGAGAUGCUGUAUCAGUGCCAGGGACACAGAAACGUCUUGGAGCUGAUUGAGUUCUUCGAGGAGGAGGAGAGGUUUUACCUGGUGUUUGAGAAGAUGAGGGGAGGCUCCAUCCUGACCCACAUCCACCGGAGACGCCACUUCAAUGAGCUGGAGGCCAGUGUGGUGGUGCAGGAUAUCGCCAGUGCCCUGCACUUCUUGCACAACAAAGGGAUUGCGCACAGGGAUCUAAAACCAGAAAAUAUCCUGUGUGAGAGCCUGGACCAGGUCUCCCCAGUGAAGAUCUGCGACUUUGACCUGGGAAGUGGCAUCAAACUGAAUGGCGAUUGCUCCCCCAUCUCCACCCCGGAGCUGCUCCCCCCG